CAAUAGAUUGCAGAAACCGGCGGAAGGAGUAAUUGGGCGAAGAACUGCUCGGGUUGCUUAAAAAGAGAGGGAGAUGGAAUUCAAGAGCUCUGACGUGAAUCUAUGGAAGGAAUCCUUAUCGGCGUACGAAAGCAGAAUCGAGUCCAUUGGUAAGCCGAAUCUUGUUUCGCUAGACCAGUUCUAUUGCAAAGAACUACCGCCUCUCAUUCGCCAAAGGAACCCUAAUCCCCAUAUCACCACUCCUGAGCUAUCCAAGCUCAUGCAAUGGAAGCUCACUCGCGGGAAAUGGAGACCACGUUUGUUGGAUUUUGUAUCAUCACUGAAUGAGGAUACUGUGAUUUCUGCUUCGCAAAAAGCUUUCAAAUCCUUACCCGACGUUUCAAAAGCUAUUUCUGAGCUUACAGUCUUGAAGGGUGUUGGACCUGCAACUGCAUCUGCUGUUUUGGCUGCUUAUGCGCCUGAUAUUGCACCUUUCAUGUCCGAUGAGGCAAUGGUGGCAGCUCUUGGGAACUCAAAAGAAUAUACAUUGAAAAAGUACCUUGUGUUUGUGGACAAACUUCAAGCAAAAGCAAAGGAAUUAAGCGUAGAUGAGGAGGAGGUGUUCACACCCUCGGAUGUAGAGAGAGCUUUAUGGAGUUGUGCCAUAGGUGCCAAGGCUGUAGCAUCACCUAAAACUAAAAGUGAUGUUAAUAAUUCAAGCAAAAAGAAGAGGAAGCGCUGACUACUCUAAUCUAAUUAGCGGCUAACAAGUAACUCAACUUAAUCCUGUAAUGUUCACACCUUAAGCCUGGCUUUUGUUUUAAGGUAGGUACUACUGGACUGGUGUUUCUCAUUCCCUUGUAAUGCUGUUAUGUAUUUAUGUAUGUCUUUUCUUUAAU
This is a messenger RNA of Lactuca virosa, 878 nucleotides long. The record is from the annotation of a GenBank genome assembly. NCBI's taxonomy places the organism in Eukaryota, Viridiplantae, Streptophyta, Magnoliopsida, Asterales, Asteraceae.